ACUCUGUCCGCACUACAGAUGUUGAGUGUUAGGAGUUUUUCGUCAUCCAAAUUGUUUUAAAUUUUGAAAGCCAGGAGACUAUCUCUGUGGGAUUUUAAAAAUGAUUUCUGGUGUUACAAUGAAACGGUGUGGCAUCAGUGUGAAUCAGAAGUCUUUAGUCUUAAUCUAUGGAGAGGGUCUUAAAACAAGGAAAAGAAGCAUUCAUAUCCCACAGUUGGAUAGUUUAAGUGUAGUGGAAACAUAUGCUGAACUCCUAGCCGAUGAACAUCACAGUCAGUUCGUAAAUCUGAUUCCGAAGGCACAGGUUCUCAGAUUAUUAUCGAUUCUGAAAAACGUAUGCAGUGGAAUGACUCUUACGGAUGCUUUGGAACGUAGCAAAGAAUUAGAUUCUAUUAUUGGUGAUGAAGCUCUUCAUGUCGAAAUCAAUGGUGUUGAUGACAAUGGCUUAGAAGGGAAGAAAGCUGUUAUGGAUAAUUUAUUUACACAGAAUCGAGUUCCGCCUAAAGAAUCGGAUUUCAUUUAUGACAAAGAAGUGGACCUUCCAGAAGGAUCCAUUGAAACAUAUUCAUGGGACUCUGAUGAAUGUGAAUUCUAAACUGUAUUUUCUUUUGUAUUCAAAAUGAAUAGUUCUGAUGAAAAGUAAUGUUUUUACAUGCGUCUUUUUGUUUUAUGUAUCCAUCUUUCUUGCUCACAUCAUUCUACUUUCCUACUUCUAUCCACUUUUACUUGUAUUUUUUAUUCAAACGAAAAGUGAACAGGAUAGUCUUUGUACGUAGUAUACAGAGUACAAGCUACAUUUAGUGAGGAGACACUUGCAAACAAAUCUUACUAGGUUUAUCAGUUAGUGGUUAUACCUAGGACAAGCAACAAGUGUUGACCAAUGGGGAAAGUGUAGUUUAUCUGUUUAACUUCAUUAGUUAUCUAUACUUCUGUCAUUCACUGUUUUGUUUAUUCUCCAAAGCUUUUAUCGAUGUUGAUCAUUCAGAAUGAUCAUUGUACAUAAUCUCUUAUGAUUAAGACAUUUCCUAUUGAGUAUAAAAACACAACAGUGCAGAAUGAAUAAUAUUCAGUAUGACUUUUUA
Molecule: messenger RNA, 1082 nt
Organism: Heterobilharzia americana
Lineage: Eukaryota; Metazoa; Platyhelminthes; Trematoda; Strigeidida; Schistosomatidae
Source: the annotation of a GenBank genome assembly